AUGUCUUUCUCCAUUACAUUUGGUUGUAAUGGUAUGCAUCGUUUUGUUAUUGCAGGAGGAAUUCGUCCAAUCCAAGACGAUCGUAUUAAUGACCAGUAAAUAGUAUUUGGAUGAUGUAGAAUGUAUGUUUUCUAGUAUCUUUCCUACUACACACAUGUUCAUCGUCCAGUAAAUUAAGAUUUGAAAUGGUAGGAUCGCAAAGCAUCUUUUAAUGGCGACAAAGGAAAAUCAGUCCACUGUAAAGAAUCUUGAGUCUAACUAGAAGCGCAAGUGUCUAGCCUUGUGAAAAAGUUAUCACUCUGAAAAAAUCUUUUUAGAGUGAUAACUUCUUCAUCAAGCCACAAACGUCUUGUUUAGAUAGUUCAGCGUCUUGAAACACGACUUAAAUGAGAGCUGAUUGAUUUUUAAAACAUUCGCCAUUGAACCGUAAACUGUGCAUUUUAUUUAUCGUACACCACAAUCACUUAAGUUCCUCCAUGGCUAUUCCAAUCAUCUCUUAAAACCAAUAUUACAUUCCAAAUGUUUUCGUUUGAAUCUUUUCUAAUAUGAAAAACUUGAAAGAUAGCUGUCAUUGAAAAUAAUAUUUCCUAUUCGUCUUUGAAAUAACUCUGUAAUCGUCAUUAGCGCAAAAUCGACUUUUUAUACGGAGAACAGAAUCGGUUCAAAUUUUUUUUCUGAAGAGCUUAUUAUGUAAAUCGACGGGCAGCAAAGUAUCUCUUGAUUCAAAUCACUUUUCGCAUUUUGGCGCGAAUAGUGGCGCCACUUAAAACGCGCUACUAUUCGCG
Molecule: messenger RNA, 785 nt
Organism: Didymodactylos carnosus
Lineage: Eukaryota; Metazoa; Rotifera; Eurotatoria; Philodinida; Philodinidae
Source: the annotation of a GenBank genome assembly